CCUUUAGAGCGGGCAUUGGAAUCACUAAAAACACGGAAGCCCUUGACAUUGUGAAAAUCUGAUUGCAAAUUGAAUCUGAUGGGUAAACCAUGGGAUGGGCCAGUUUACCAAAACGAGGUUCCAGUUAUUACGUAGUACACAUGUAUUUUGCAGAUCCAGGCCUGGUAGUGGAAGGAAACGCAGUGGACCACUGGUUGUCUUGCUAAGGAAUAAAUAAUAUAUUUCUUCAAACAUUCAGUUGUGUAUUACAGAGAAAGGAUUGGCUACCGCAGUUGAACAGUUUUGGAUUAACUCAAGCUUUCUUUGGGAGAGGGGUCUUGAAAAGCAAGUCCCACUUGGAUGCCCAAAUACAGUGUGUUUUUCAAGAUUUCAUCAUGAAUCGGAAUAAGCGUGAAAAAGAGUAUUACAGUUUAGACGUCGGAGAUUCCACUUUCACGGUUUUGAAGCGCUAUCAGAACCUCAGACCCAUAGGAUCUGGAGCCCAGGGGAUCGUCUGCUCAGCAUAUGACCACAACCUCGAGCGAAAUGUUGCUAUUAAGAAACUCAGUCGACCUUUUCAGAACCAGACUCACGCCAAACGUGCUUACAGAGAGCUGGUACUCAUGAAGUGUGUCAACCAUAAGAACAUCAUAGGCCUAUUAAAUGUUUUCACACCACAGAAGACACUAGAGGAGUUUCAGGACGUGUACCUGGUGAUGGAGCUGAUGGAUGCCAACCUGUGCCAGGUCAUUCAGAUGGAGCUGGACCACGAGAGGCUGUCCUACCUGCUCUACCAGAUGCUGUGUGGCAUCAAGCACCUCCACGCUGCUGGCAUCAUACACAGGGAUUUGAAGCCCAGCAACAUUGUGGUGAAGUCCGACUGCACACUGAAAAUCCUCGACUUUGGCCUGGCCAGAACAGCUGCCACCGGCCUCCUCAUGACCCCCUAUGUUGUGACACGCUACUACCGUGCCCCUGAGGUCAUCCUGGGGAUGGGCUACCAAGCCAAUGUGGAUAUAUGGGCUGUGGGCUGCAUUAUGGCAGAAAUGGUUCGCCACAAAAUCCUUUUUCCAGGAAGGGAUUAUAUCGACCAGUGGAACAAGGUGAUUGAACAGCUGGGGACUCCGUCUCAGGAGUUCCUGAUGAAGCUUAACCAGUCGGUAAGGACCUAUGUGGAGAACCGACCUCGCUACGCCGGCUACAGCUUCGAGAAGCUCUUCCCUGACGUCCUCUUCCCCGCCGACUCGGAACACAACAAACUGAAAGCGAGUCAAGCCAGAGACCUAUUAUCUAAAAUGCUGGUAAUAGAUGCAUCCAAACGGAUCUCGGUGGAUGAGGCUCUGCAGCACUCCUACAUAAAUGUUUGGUAUGAUCCGACUGAAGUGGAGGCGCCUCCACCCCUCAUCACAGACAAACAGCUGGAUGAGAGAGAGCACACUGUUGACGAGUGGAAAGAGUUGAUAUACAAGGAGGUGUUUGACUGGGAGGAAAGGACGAAGAAUGGAGUGAUCAGGGGACAGCCAGCCUCUCUAGGUGCAGCAGUGAGUGGAGACACCCAGCAGCACCAGCAGCAUCCCCACCCUUCCACCUCCUCCUCCACGUCUGUCAACGAUGUGUCCUCCAUGUCUACCAACCCCACCCUGACCGACACGGACAGCAGCCUGGAGACGGCCACCACAGCAGGGGGCCCGCUGGGCUGCUGCAGAUGACUAUCAACUUGUCCUCCUGGCCUGGCCUCCAGUCCUACCCCUCUCCCUGCCCCCAUCCGGACAUGGCUCUCACCUCUCCGCUUGUCUUCAAUGGUGUAGCAUUUAGGCCAGUUUUUUGCUGUUUUAUGUGUUUGUUUUCUGAAACGAACAAAAGAAACCUUUUUUUUUCGAACUGCUACAGAGUUGUUAUUUUAGUUAGUUAGGUUUAUUUUAUUUUUUAUUCCUGGCUGUAAUUUAUUGUUGCAUAUCUUUAUUUUGGAUUUUUGGGGAGCCGAAGACAGAGAUCGUAAAAAUGUCACUAUGCUUCGGUUUCUUAACAAUAUUGAGAAUUUUUUUGAGAAACAUCUUUAAAAGCUUUCAUGUGACUUGGACGUAUUUUUUUAAGUCGAUCAUUUUACUUCAAGCUACUGCUAUUUCAACUUGCCAUAUCAAUGUAGAAUGGGUUUGUACAGAUUUUAUGGUAAAUACAGUAUAUAUUUUUUUUCAGUUUGCAGUGAGCCAUUUUAAACAUAAUUUUAUUGAUAAAUGUAUGAUUUUAGAUCUUCCCUGCAGAAUCAUACAAUUUUAUUUAGCCUUUUUUGAUUCUUAACUAUCAGAUAUUGUGUAUAAAAAGAAGAGUUUCCUCUUGUGAGUCACUACUUCCUUGUAAAAAGUUUCAAGUUUAUGAAAGCUUUAUUUUUUGCUAGCUUAUGUUUAGUUUAGUCUUAAGAUAUCUCAAAAUGCUGUUUGAAUUCAGAAUUUUCCUAUGGGAUAUAAGAUGAGUCCCCUCUUCAGAUUUGUGAUUUUGCCAGUUUUAAAUUUGUGGUUGUCGUAUAGUCCAUGAAUGGUGCAGUUAGGGUCACUUAAGAGCUUUCAGAAAGGAUCAUAAUUUGUUUUCUCCACGACUGCACUGGUUUGUUAUAAAUAUUCUACGGGUGGAUCUUGUUUUAAUCGUAGGCGGUUUUGAUGUUGACGUAUGACUGAGAAACGUGUGAGAGCUUAGAGAGGAGAAGCAGGAGUUGAGCUCGCAUAGCUUUUGAGAAGGGAGUCAGAACAUGGAAGUAAGGGAUGGUUUGAGGAUGUGAUGAAAUUGGUCUUUGGCAAGAUAAAGGUUCUUUGGGUUCCUUGAGGAUUUUUAUUUUUACAAUUAUCUGUAUCCCAUUGUGCAAUUGAUGUACAUUCACAAUUUUAAUACAGCUUGCAGUAUGUUGAAAAUCAAUUUGGAAAUGACUAGGUACAGUAUCAGAAUUGAAGAGUAAUAAUAGCUAAGGAAAUUGGCUACCUGCAUGCGUGCACUAAAUCAAGUCACCCCUUUGGUCUAGUACGUUGACAAGGCAACAGAACCAUGAUUAAAUCAGAUGAGUCAUUGCUUAAAUGACUCUUAACUGUAUGCAAUAAUGGUGUCCUUCCAUGUGGUGUUUUGAGUUUGCUUUUAAAAAGGAAAAGUGCCUGUAGUUUGUCAAGCAUUCAUUCCUAGGAAAAGGAGUAUUCAUCUGUGUAAAGGUUAAUGGUGUCUAAAAAAAAAACAAAGUCAAUCACAAGUGAGGCGGUUGUAGUCACAAAUGUUUUGUAUAUUUUUCUACUGCAUCGGUUUUGACCCUGAAGUUGGACACAGUAGUCUUUUGAGAGAGGUAGUAUGGUAAUUUAUGCGUCAAAGUAUUUUAGCACAUAGGUUUGAAUAACUUUGACAGGACAGUUUUAUCAAGGUCUUUCAUCAAAGUAAAAAUUAGUAAAUAAUUGUUUUCUAUAACAGAGAAUGAUAUGCUUGUUUGCUAUGGGUUUGCGGCUUUAUACUUUGCAUAUUAACAAAAAUGUGCUGAUUGUAGAAGGAGGAAAUGAUGGGAAUAUCCUCUUUUGUUUUAAUCGAAAUUUCUCAAUGAACCAAAUUGUUUAUGUUGAAAGGUGACUAAAUGGCUGUGGUGUUGUGUUUGUGGAAGGGUGCAUUCCAGAAUGCCAGCCUUGGUGGGGUUGUGUAACUGGUUAUCUGGGAAUGAAAAGUGUGUUGUGAUAGAGGUAGGGGAAGGGGUGGAUAGCAGCCAUUGAUAGGUAUACAAUGUUAAAGUAGCUGUAACACAAGAAAAUAAUUAAUCAGAAAAGAACACCUUUUUGUUGUUGUUUUUAAGUGCUCUUAAUUUUCUUAGCCCAACAUACAGUACAGGGAUGCAAAUGAGGAUUUAUUAAAGUAACUGUUGCUUCUGUGAUUUUUUUAAUUGCAUCUCUAAAAUUGUAAUUGUCCUGAUUUAAAUAGACUUUGAUGAACUACCUCACACUAAAUUUCUACCAGUUCUUGGAUACUUUAGUUGCCCACAUAAUUAGCUAGCAAAGACAUGUGAAUAGAGAUUCCAUUAUUUAUUUAUUUGAAAGUGUACUAUUGUCAAUGUUAGGAGACCUAUAGUUUUGUAUAUUAUGUAUACUUCACCUAGAAGUAAAGAGAACUGUUUAUGUAAAUUUCCUUCUUUUCUUUUUCUUAAUUUUUUUAUUUUCUUUUUUACAGUUCAUGUGCAAUACCUUCUGCAAAUUGUGCUAGUAGUAAGUGAUGGAUCUAGCCCAUGUUAGUAGUAUGUUUCUGAAGGUAGAGAAGUGUUUGGUACUGUCAAUCCAUGUUUUCCUUUUUUUUAUGAAUUAUUAGGAUGAUUCUCUGUGACUUGUUUAUAGUCAUGAUGUUACGUAAUCAGUCUUACCUGUCCAUCAAGUCUGCGGUCAGAGGGGUGUCGAGAGCGAGUCACAUCACGCACGGCCAUUGAGAUUUUGAUUGUUAUGUGGUAAGGCCAAAAUAAUGUUAAUCAAAAAAAAAAAAAGAUAAGUUAACGCCUAAAACAAACUCAUAUAUGUAUGGUGCUGGUUUGUAAUGUUUGCUAGUGAAGCCAGCCAUGCAAGUAGUUAAGAUUUCCUGGCUCUGCGACGUGUCCCUGAAAACCGCAACCAAUGAGAAGUGCACUACUAGAAUUAAUGCACUGGGAUCUGACAAUGCCUACAUAAAAAAAAACAUGUACUGCAAAUAAAAGAAAAUACAAUUUGAA
Molecule: messenger RNA, 4687 nt
Organism: Hypomesus transpacificus
Lineage: Eukaryota; Metazoa; Chordata; Actinopteri; Osmeriformes; Osmeridae
Gene: mapk8b
Product: mitogen-activated protein kinase 8b
Exons: 12
Coding region: 375-1688 (437 amino acids)
Biological process (GO): protein phosphorylation; JNK cascade
Cellular component (GO): cytoplasm; nucleus
Molecular function (GO): ATP binding; JUN kinase activity
Source: RefSeq, a predicted model, not a curated record